UUUGAUGGCUAACCUGCGGUGUAUUUAUUUUUUUACUAAUAAUCUGCACUGUUUUACUGCAGCGUUAUAAAACGUAUAGUUUUUCUUUUUCUUUUUAUAAAGCGUAUAGUUAGACGCAAAGACUAGCCGAAGCUCUUUCGACGAUUUUAAAUCUAUGAUUUUCUUCUUGUUUCUAGACGUAUAAAUACAAAGACUAUAUAGUAAAACGUUAAUACAAUCUUGUUGAGCAGAAGAUCAUAUAAAUAUUUUUUACAUACACCAAUUAGGGUCAUAAUUCAUAUACUUUGUUCAGUAAUCGAUGAUAUAAUCAUUUAUUAUUGUAUUAACAUCUGGAUUAGUAAACUAUUGUUACCACAAAAUCCUCUGACAUGAUAGGUAAUGCAGAUAGAAUAUUUGAAAAUAUUCUUAAGUAUUUUAAUUAUUUGAUUUAUUAAUAAUAGAAUAAUUAGUUUUAAUGUUUUAAUUAGAGUUUUAUGAUUUUUAUAAAGGUUAAUUUAGACUAUAGAUUUACGUAGUUUUUGAUUGAUUUAUAAAAUGGAGGUUGAAACCUUUUAUUUUUUUUGUUAUGGUUAGAAUUCGAGAGUUCUCAACAAAUUAAGAAGACAAUGGUUAUUUGAUAUUCCUAUACUAAAUAUUUUUUUUUUGUAUUUAUCUUACCUUCCGCUUCAUAAACAAAUUAAGCAGCUGCAUAUAUAAAUAAAAUCUCCAUCGCUCCACAAUAGUCAAUGUCAGGAUAAUUUAGAGCAAUAAACAAAUAGUUUAUAAAAGCAUGAUUGUAUUUAUACGCAGCUGUACUGAGUACGAUAUUUUAUGAUAAAACUUGGGCAUCCUAUUCGUUGUCAUAUGAGUUUUUUUAUAAGGAGUUUUCUUUUUGGUGUAUUUUUUUAAUAAAGAGUUUCGAUAGUUUAUUAUUCAAUUCAUAUGUAGGUUUGGUUAACAUUUUUAAUUAUAAUUUUUAGCACGCUGUAUUAUUCUUUUCUAGUAUGUGUGAAAGCUGUAUGAUCAUGUUUUCCAAAUCGCUUAUAUAACUAAACUUUCAGUCGUCGUGCUUUCAAACUCACAUGGUUUAUUUCAUCUCUUGUUUUCUUUCUCUAAUCCUGAAUAAGAUAGAAAUGGUUUUGCCUUCUUCUCUAAAGACAUGCCUUCUUUUGCUUUUCAUCUGUCUUCUCAAUGUUUCCACCAUUUCAUCGAAGCCAUUAACUAACGAAACUGUGCUUUUUGGCGGGAAAUUUCCAGCAUUGUAUGUUAUAGGAGAUUCAUUGGUUGAUUCAGGGAACAAUAAUCAUCUUGACACGAUGGCCAAAGCAAAUUUUCCACCUUACGGUUCUGACUUUGAAGGAGGCAAACCCACUGGUCGUUUUGGCAAUGGCAAAACAAUUGCUGAUUACAUUGCUAUUUAUUAUGAGCUUCCUUUGGUUCCUGCUUAUAUGGGAUUAUCAGAAGAACAAAAGAACAAUAUCUCAACUGGUAUUAAUUAUGCUUCUGCUACCUGUGGGAUUUUUCCUGACACAGGAAAGACAGUGGGAGAAUGUCUCUCGUUGAGUGUCCAAGUCGAUCUGUUCAAAGAAACCAUUGACAAGAAUCUGAAGAAAAUGUUUAAGACGCAGCCAGAGCUCAGCAAACACCUGGCUGAAUCGUUGUUCAUGACUGCGAUCGGAGUUAACGACUACUCUUUCUUCUAUAAUAAGACAAUGGAUGCAAAUGAUUUCGCAAACAAGCUUCUUCAUGAGUUCUUUAUACAAAUUCAGAGAUUGCAUGGUUUAGGAGCAAGGAAGUUCUUCAUCAACAACCUUAAACCAUUAGGAUGUUACCCAAACAUAAUAGCUCAUACGGUGCCACGUGGAAGCUGUGACGAUGAUUUAAACCUAGCGGUUUCCAUUUACAACGCCAAGCUAAGAAGAAGCCUAACUUACAUGAAGCAGAAAUUCUCAAACACUUCCUUCUUGUACUCAGAUUACUUCAACUUCAUGUUGGGACUUAGAGGACCUUCGAGAAAUCAUGCUAGUUCGAAUCUACUGAACACGACAAGUCCAUGUUGUCCUAGCGUUUAUGAUGGAGGGGCAUUGACGUUUUGCAGCGCCAAUUCGAGCUCGUGUACGAUGCCAGAUAAACAUAUUUUCUUUGAUCCAUUUCAUCCGACUCAGUUGGCGAAUUUCAUGUACGCGAUUGGGUGUUUCCAGGAGAGAAAAAUUUGCUAUGUGGUGAGAGCUUAAAUUAACUAAAUUUACUCAACGACAAUCUUAUGAAGAAACACAAGUUUACUUGUUGUUUAUUUUGGUCUCACAAAGAUCAACAUUUCUAAUGUACCAAAACCUUAUUAUGUCAGGCAUGAGCCGCAUGACCAACGUUUAUUAAUAAGAUAUAUUAAACAAAUUUGUUAAAUAA
Molecule: messenger RNA, 2385 nt
Organism: Brassica rapa (field mustard)
Lineage: Eukaryota; Viridiplantae; Streptophyta; Magnoliopsida; Brassicales; Brassicaceae
Product: GDSL esterase/lipase At2g03980
Molecular function (GO): hydrolase activity, acting on ester bonds
Source: RefSeq, a predicted model, not a curated record